AUGAGCCUCUUGGGUAAAAGGGGCCUGGGGAACCUUUUGCAGGGAUGUGUGAAGGAAUUUGCUCGGUAUCUGUUGGACAAAAUUGCUCGGAUUCGCUUGGAGUUGGAUGCUGGCCUUACUGCAGCUGGAGGGUGCAUGGAUUGCCUCAAGUGGUGUUUGUUGUAUUUUGAGAUUGGCAGUGAGGAGGAGGAUCACGGGGAGCUCCUGUUGUCUGUAGCUUUGGGACAAGUCUUAUCCCUGCUAAUCUGUGGUAUUAGCCUAACCAGCAAGUAUUUGUCAGACGAUUUUCAUGCCAACACCCCUGUCUUUCAGAGCUUUCUGAACUACAUUCUCCUAUUUUUGGUCUACACCACAACAUUAGCUGUUAGACAAGGUGAAGAAAAUUUAUUGGCAAUCUUGAAACGAAGAUGGUGGAAGUACAUGAUCCUUGGAAUAAUAGAUAUAGAAGCGAAUUACCUGGUAGUUAAAGCUUAUCAGUAUACCACUUUUACUAGUGUACAGCUCCUAGAUUGUUUUGUGAUUCCAGUUGUGAUCUUACUUUCUUGGUUCUUCCUCCUGGUACGAUACAAAGCAGUGCACUUCAUUGGUAUUGUGGUCUGCAUUCUGGGCAUGGGCUGCAUGGCAGGAGCAGAUGUUCUUGUUGGAAGACAGCAAGGAGCGGGAGAAAAUAAACUUAUAGGUGAUCUUCUAGUACUAGGUGGGGCCACUCUCUAUGGCAUCUCCAACGUCUGUGAGGAGUACAUCGUACGGAAUCUGAGCAGGGUGGAGUUCCUAGGGAUGAUUGGGCUCUUUGGUUCCUUCUUCAGUGGAAUUCAGCUUGCCAUAAUGGAACACAAAGAAUUGUUAAAAGUUCCCUGGGACUGGCAAAUAGGAUUACUGUAUGUUGGCUUUAGCGCCUGCAUGUUUGGCCUCUAUAGCUUCAUGCCUGUGGUCAUUAAGAAAACAAGUGCUACAGCAGUCAACCUCUCCCUUCUUACAGCAGAUUUGUACAGCCUUUUCUGUGGGUUCUUUCUCUUCUACUACAAGUUUUCAGGACUUUAUCUACUGUCAUUCUUCACAAUCCUUGUUGGCCUGUUGCUGUACUUCUCUACAUCCACAUACAUUGCCCAAGAUCCACGGGUGUACAAGCAGUUCCGAAAUCCUUCAGGACCUGUUGUAGACUUGCCAGCCACUGGGCAGCUAGAACCUUCAGUAACAUACACCAGCCUUGGCCAGGAAACGGAAGAAGAAUCUCAUGUCCGUGUCGCCUAAACUCAGGCCCUUGCCACCCUUGGUGGAGUUUGUAUCACCAUUAUCUCUGUAUCAUUCAUAGAGAAAGGUAUUUUCCAGAUGCAGU
This is a messenger RNA of Python bivittatus (Burmese python), 1336 nucleotides long. The record is from RefSeq and is a predicted model, not a curated record. Lineage: Eukaryota; Metazoa; Chordata; Lepidosauria; Squamata; Pythonidae.